Messenger RNA from Anopheles nili, 756 nucleotides. RefSeq names its product serine protease SP24D-like. Gene Ontology annotation, molecular function: serine-type endopeptidase activity. The transcript has a single exon. NCBI's taxonomy places the organism in Eukaryota, Metazoa, Arthropoda, Insecta, Diptera, Culicidae. Gene Ontology annotation, biological process: proteolysis. Bases 1 to 756 code for a protein of 251 amino acids. The record is from RefSeq and is a predicted model, not a curated record.
AUGAACGCAAAACUAGUGCUUCUGGUGGCGAUUUUCGGACUGUUGGUGGGGCUAGCGAGCACCCAGAGUCGGCAGAUUGGUGGAAAGGAUGUAAUCGUCCAGGAUUAUCCGUUCGUCGUGGCCAUUACGUAUCUGCGCGAGCUAUGCGGUAACGGAGCCAUCAUUCAGAAGCGUUGGAUAGUGUCGUCAGCCAGCAGCUUCUACAAUAGGCCGUUCUCGCAGUACGACGUGGCGGUGGCCACGGAUGACUUCCGUGGUGACGCCACAUGGCACGAAGUGUUGAACAUUUACAUACACCCGGAGUGGGUCGGCUUUGAACAUAACAUCGGGCUGGUGAAGCUCGUUACGGAAGUGUCAUAUUCGGUUGCGGUGCAGCCCAUCAGUAUAGCCACCAAUGACUGGAGCAGACCGCUCGAUGUGACGAUGCUGUCGUACGGUAAAAAUGAGGCCGGCUCAACGCAUCUUCGAGCGGCGACAUACACUCUCAAGACGGACCAGACCUGUCUUCAAUUGCUGCAGGACUAUAAUUCCAGAGAUGUCAUCACCCUGGGACACGGUUACUGUUUAAUUCCACCCGCAGGCACGGAACGUGGACAGUAUGUUAACGAUGCGGGUGCUCCGGUUGUCAAGGAUAAUCAGCUUUACGGACUGUUCGCGUUCUCCGAGAACUCGGGCGGUGUAAACGAUGUGUCUGUAGCAACGCGCGUCACUUUCUUCACGGAUUGGAUCGAAUCUAGCAUUGCCAGAUACAGCUAA